This is a messenger RNA of Thalassophryne amazonica, 4240 nucleotides long. RefSeq names its product leiomodin 2 (cardiac) b (gene lmod2b). Gene Ontology annotation, molecular function: tropomyosin binding. The coding region runs from base 362 to 2020 and encodes 552 amino acids. The record is from RefSeq and is a predicted model, not a curated record. Gene Ontology annotation, cellular component: myofibril; striated muscle thin filament. Gene Ontology annotation, biological process: muscle contraction; myofibril assembly; pointed-end actin filament capping. The transcript is spliced from 6 exons. Lineage: Eukaryota; Metazoa; Chordata; Actinopteri; Batrachoidiformes; Batrachoididae.
CCUGCACUUUGGUACAUUCCCCCCCUCUGAUCCCUCUCUUAAGGCCUAAACAGCAGCUGUGAAGAUUAGAGAGUAGAAGAGAUACUGACAUACUCACUUACUGCAGCGCAGCCAGCCAGGAAAGGUCUGGUACAGAGCAGAGAGAGACUCUUACCAGAAGUGAGUGGUUCUUCAUUCAAGUAGUGGAGACCGGACACCAAGAAACUUUCAGUUGGACCCCAAAUGACCUCUUUGUUGGUGAGAUCUCUAGAAACCUCAAAGUGGAUUUGUUGGUUUCCUACUGGGAUCCAAACUUAGUCAAAGUCAAGUCAUAAAGUCGUCCAGAGGUUCUACUUUUAAGUGGACUAAUCGCGCCUUGGCCAUGAGUUGUUUCGGGUACCGUAGAGAGUUGAGUAAGUAUGAAGACAUUGACGAGGAUGAGCUUUUGGCUUCCCUCAGUCCAGAGGAACUGGCUGAGUUGGAGAAGGAGUUGGUUGAUAUUGACCCGGACGCCAAUGUGCCCAUUGGACUCAGACAGAUGGACCAGACUGACAAGACGCCGACGGGAACCUUCAGCAGGGAGGCCCUCAUGAAGUACUGGGAAAACGAGACCCGCAAGCUACUUGAAGAUGAGAUGAGUGGGCAAAGCCACAAACCAAAUGAUGAUCAAGACUAUGAGGGUGCUACAGAGAGAAUUAGUGAAGCCGAGGAUGAAAAAGAGGAGGAGCGUGAACCAGAAAUGGAGGAAGCUGAUGAAGAAGAGGAAGAUGAUGUGGAAGAGGAAGAGAGUGAAGAAGAGGAGGAAGCCAUGACAGAAGAGGAAGAGGAAGAGGAGGAGGUCGAAGAUGAUGAUAAAGGAAAACCGGAACCCUCUGAGCAAUCUGGAUGGUCCAUGCUACAGGUCGACACUCAAACCCUAUUAAAACCUCAGAGGGCAGAGCCAAUGAGGUUGACUCCUCCUCCUCCUCCGCCCCCUCCUCUGCCAAACACCAACACAACCGGCAACCCCACGGUUGUCAAUGACGCUCUUGAAAGAGUCCUGAACAACGACCCAGAACUCACAGAGGUCAAUCUCAACAACAUUGAUGAUGCCUCACAGGACACACUCAUCCGAUUUGCUGAGGCGUUGCGGUCCAACACACAUGUGCGCGUCUUCAGCCUUGCGAACACCCGAGCUGACGACCCCGUGGCCUUGGCCAUCGCUAAGAUGCUGAAGAUGAACUCAUCCAUCACCAGCUUGAAUAUUGAGUCCAAUUAUGUCACCGGGAAAGGCGUGCUGGCGCUGGUUCAGGCCCUUCCUGGAAACAAUACCCUCACUGAGCUUCGAUUCCACAACCAGAGACACAUGUGUGGAGGACAAGUAGAGAUGGAGAUGGUGAAAAUUCUGAGAGAAAACUACACCUUGAUUAAACUAGGGUACCAGUUCAACCUUCCUGGUCCUAGGAUGAGUAUGACCGGGAUCUUGACAAGGAACCAGGACCGCCAGAGACAGAAACGGCUGCAGGAGCAAAGGCAACAGCAACAAGGAACAUCAGAAGGAGCUACAAGCCUAAGAACCACUGUGUUGAAGGGAACACCUGGGUCAUCACCUUACAACUCUCCAUGGUCCUCCCCUAAACUCCCCCGGAGAGACUCGAGCAAAAAACAAACACCUCCUGUGCCCCCCUCUCCUCCUCCACCACCACCACCACCGCCUCCUCCUCCUCCACCACCGCUGCCUUCAACUCUGCAGGAGAAGAAGCCCACAAGAAUGAUUGCCCAGGUGAUCAAGGCACAUGAGGCAGGGAGCAAGAAGGCAACAAAGACGAAGGGGAAGAAAGGCAAAAAGGGGGGGGAGAAGGAGGUGGCCAAAUAUGAAACAAGUAGCAUCCUGAAGGAGCUCAAGAAUGCGCUGAGGCCAGUGGCAGUAGAGAAGAAAGGGGAGGAGUCCAGCAGGCCCUCAACACCAAUGAGAUCAGCCCACGACCAGCUAAUGGAGUCGAUCCGCAACAGCAGCAUCCGUAACCUAAAACAGGUGGAACUCCCGUAUCAUCUUCGAUAAUCUUUUUUGCAGUGGAGGACUGUGGACGACGGCUUGACCAACAGUGAAGGAAGCACGACGUCACAUCAUUCAUUUCAGUUUUAUUUAUAAACCCAAAAUGACAUAGCAACUCAUUGGACUUCACUGUCCACAACAAACAACACUCUCCAUCCUUGGCAGUCAACAAGACCAUUAACUCUGGAAAUGAUCAACAUAACUGACAAGAAAAAUAGACAACAUAUACUGGAAAAUUGCACUUCAGUGUUAUCGUUACAUUUUAAUGAUCUUUAAGUCUCUACUGGAUUAAUGCAUAUGUGAAAAUAUUACUGAUUUGUUUACUUAAGUUUUGUAAGCCAUUGUUUUCUUAUAAAAUUGUAAAUAUCUUAUGUUAGUGAUUGAAUGAUUUGCUCAUUUUUUGAAGUAUAUCAAUUUGGUGUUUAUAGUACUGCUUCUUUCACUUCUUCAUUUAGAAUUUCCUGUGAAACAAAUGGAUCAAGAAAUGUCAAGUGAUACAAAAGCAGUAAAGUCACCCCAGUUAGUGUAUGAUAUAUAUAUAUAUAUAUGUGUGUGUGUGUGUAUAUAUACAUAUGCUAAAAUUGUAAAUAAUUGCACUGUUAGCAUGUCAGGAUUUUGUCAUUGUUGCGUUUGUUAGCAUUUUAUGCUAGUUUGAGUGGCGAUAGUGUGUGAACCAUUACCGUUCGCCAAAUGCUUAUACCCCGCGUUUUGAGUGAAUGAUGGGCACCUGUUUCUUGUGUGUGGGUGAAUAAAGCGUGUUAUUCCUGGGGUGCUGAGGUGUGCAAACCACAAGAGUCACCAUUCGAAAAAUUCAAUUUGUGUGCGGUGUCUAUUAUUGUGGUGAGCAUUGUUACAAACAAAACAAAUUCAAUGUAAAACUAAAUCAACAUAAAGCUAACAAAAUGUAAAGCUAACAGAACACAAAGCUAGCUGAAAAAAAAACAACAACCAUUUAAACAUAAAACUAAAUGAACAUGAAGCUAACAAAAUGUAAGGCUAACAGAACACAAUGAAAAACUGAACAAACACUUAAACAUAAAAUUAAAUUAACAUGAAGCUAACAAAAUGUAAAGCUUAAUGUACAGUUGUACAUAAACUAAAUGAACAUAAAGCUAACAAUAUGCAACACUAACUGAAUUAAAGGUAAUGGUGCAUAAAAAUAAACAAGAAACUAAACAUGAAGCUAACAAAAUGUAAAGCUAACUGAACAUAAAAUUAAAUAUGCAACUAAAAAAGCUAACAAAAUGUAAAGCUAACUGUACAUGAAGCUUAAAGUUGAACAUAAAGUUAUCUGAAUAUAAUCCUAAAUGUAAAUUUACGCUAACUAAAUAUAAAGCUGAACCUAAUGUUAAUUGAAUAACUGUCUAACUAGAGUCUGGGGCGACAUAAUGGCCAAGAUUGGGACGCUUGGUUAAGACACAGACAGUAAGAAAGAGAAAAGUAAAGUGAAGAUGUGGAAAAAGGGAGAAGGAUAGAGAAGAGCUGGAUGAUGAAAGAGUGUGAGAGAGGGGAUGACAGAGCAAAAGAGACAGGGAGUGUGAGCAAUAUGAGCUAUUAGUAUCUCCCAUUCUAAUCUUGGGCCUGGAUUUGUUUAUGCAUGCUGGACUAGUUCCCGAACUCCUAAAUCAACAGUGCAGCUGUUCAGAAACAACACAUCCAGAGGCUCAAAGGGCCAACAACCUUAUAACGCACACACAAUGUAAUGCCAGAAUUAAAAAAACAUAAAACAAAAAACAACCAAACAAAAAGACCAAUCUGGACUCUUUUGGCAUUUACACAAACUAGGUAAGAAGAGUACCCUUGGGCAUGAAGGCUACAGCAAUGUGACACUUAACUCCAGUGACCUUGAUCUUCGCCUAAAUGACUGACCUAUGGCUGGCCUUGGCAGAGCAAUUCCGGAAUCCUCCUAGGUGUGUACCAUAUUUGGUCUAAAUCAGGUUGAAAAUCAAAUUUCUUCACUUUCACAAUUGCCAAAAUUAUUUUUUGAAGACAUUUUUGGGGUUAGACCUCGUUGACAUACAAAGUUUGGCAGAAAUCAACAAAAGGAUCUGGAAGGAGUAAGUCAACACAUGGCUAGACCAUGACCCCAGUGGUUGGCCUUUGACCAAUUUGACAUUUCUGGACAAUUCUAGAACUUAGCUCCAUACAGUACUGUUCAGAAUAAUAGUAGUGCUAUGUGACUAAAAAGAUUAAUCCAGGUUUUGAGUAUAUUUCUUAUUGUUACAU